Hyalella azteca is the source of this 2560-nucleotide messenger RNA. Its product is annotated as cell wall protein AWA1-like. The coding region runs from base 98 to 1513 and encodes 471 amino acids. Lineage: Eukaryota; Metazoa; Arthropoda; Malacostraca; Amphipoda; Hyalellidae. The transcript has 10 exons. The record is from RefSeq and is a predicted model, not a curated record.
CAGUUACCAAUUUUGAGUGCCUUGAAAGUAUUGAUUUUCUGCCUAUUUAAUUGAUGAAUAGGCAGUAGCAGCUUACAACUUGUCUAUCAACAACAUCAUGCCAGAUGCUGGAGCAGCCACUGCACCUGGCCAACUCUCAGCUGACAUCAUGCCUGGCAAAGCUAUUACUUUUGACGAAGUUGAGUCCUUGGCGCAGAUUGUGUCUCGGCUGGAGAAAGAGCUCUGCUGCCUCAGGAAACACAUUCCGCUUUUUUCACAGUUGCUCAACUACAUGAACGUGCGUGUGGAGGCCGACUUGAAUGUUGUGGCUGAGGUUCUUCUGUCCAUGUUGGACCACAUGCAAAAGCAUCUAUACAGCUGCUGGCGGCUCCUUAUGGAUUUCUAUAAAAGUGCGGAUGGGAACGAGUCUCUUCCAAACUCUCUUGGGAUCCUGGAAAAUAUAACCAAACACAUGCUCUGCUUCAAGAGGAGGUGUGAGGAACGUGUGAAGCUACAACAUGGGAGGCAGCCGCAUGGAUCUCCCUAUGCACGUUUUCUUGCCACGGAGCUGCACUACACCAACUGUGAACAUGCUAAGGUAAUGGUUCGACGUACGACCGUAUCACUGAUACGGCUGCAUAGUUCGCAUCUGAUUGCCGGGAAAUUUGGCCUCAACCGCGACUGUCUGACCAGACAACGCGACUUGCUUCUGUCGUGGGAGGGUCGAACCCCGACGGACAUUACGGCUCCUGAGGAAAGCAAAACAAACUUGGGAAUGGACUUGCCCUCUCCCGCAGGCUCUUUGCCUUCAGAGGAGUGUGAUGCUAGGAUUUCUCUUCGACGUCUCACUCGCCAGUCUGCCGCCACUGCUGGAGGUUCUGGUGCUGCAAGUCCUGGUGCAGGUGCUGCUAAAUCUGCCGCAGGUGUUGCUACUUCUGCAGCAGAUGCUGCUACAGGUUCUGCUACGUCUGCUGAAAGUCCUGCUACUUUAGCUGCAAAUGCUGCUACAGGUUCUACUACGUCUGCUGCAAGUGCUGCUACGUCUGCUGCAAGUGCUGCUACGUCUGCUGCAAGUGCUGCUACGUCUGCUGCAAGUGCUGUUACUUCCACUGCAGGUUCAAUAUCCAGUUCGGGUUAUGUGAGCCGGCAGAGAGGAAGGAAUAAGAAACGUUCUUCUCCAUCUUCUGCUGCUCUCUCUCCUCCGCGUAAAAAACUACGCUCGUCACGUGCGCUCCCAUCUCUUGACAAUGCUAAAUCUCCUGACAAGAUUCUCUCUAAUUCGAAAUCUCUAUCAAAAUCAGCACACUCAGCGCCUGUACUUGCGAACAACUCCUCCACGUCUUUGUCCAUAUCCAAAGCUAAAUCUUCACUGACUUCUAAGCUGUGUGGCACAGCCCUGUCGUGCAAAGCUUUGGUGACAGACUGUAAAGCUUUUCAAAAUAAAGCUUCUAGUUUAAAGCUGAAAACUUUACCGGCUAAAGGUUCGGGCGAAAUAAAGAAUGGUCGAACUUCAGCUGCAAAAAGUCGAAUCUAAUUAGUUUCGCCUUAUCUAAUCAUCAAAUGGCUCCUGGUUGUUGGAUAAGCUGCCUGAAACGAUGCGCCGAAAAUUUCUCAGAGACCUGAAACAUUACAAGCUCCUCCUAAAGGUUCGUUCGUUUACGGAAAUUUUUGGCGUCAAGCUGUUGCGUCAGCUUCUUCAUCUUGUGGCCGCCUCCGCCCAAGCGGUCUUUUUGUUAAAGUUUUUCCCCGAGCCUCGAAGUCCCGUAAAAAGUCCCGCACAUUCUUUUAUAAUACACAUUAUUUUCUAGAGAGGCUGAAGUGAGGGUGCAGGCGAUGAAUUUUGCAUGAUUUUUUUCGUAUUUCUUAUUGUGAGUUUGUGCUUGACUUGCAUGUUAGUGUUAUGUUCAAACAACACUAAUGUGUAUUUGAAGAGAGGGUUCUACGUUUCCAUCAAUCCAGACCUGAAAGCCGCCUGCCUCAUGGGUAUAAACCAGUUUGUUACAGAUCGCGUGUGUUCAAACAAUUUUUACUAGAUAGUGGCAUUUAGUGUUAAGAAAUGCCUGUGAUAUAUAUGUCCUCUACGUGCAUACAUCGUGUCACGCGAGGCUCCUAGUUCAUCCUUGGUCGCUUAUUGCGUUUCUGACUUUCUGUUAUAGGUAUUAAAAUCAAUCAAACAUGGAUUCAAUUUGUGAGUCAACUGGUUCAAUAGAACGGAAAAAUGUUAUAAUUUCAGUUCAGAAAUAACUUCCAUUUUCUACUGACAUUGUACAUUCAUCAGUCAGUCCUCAGUGUUAGUCGUACUCGUAGUCCUGACAACCAGAACACUAGACUUUAAUUUGCUCUGUUGACAUCCUAUUGUGUUGUGAUAAAAAGUUCUCAAUUUUUUCGUAAAAUCAUAACUCGCAGGAAUUUUCUAUGUGACUCAGUAUCUCACUUUUUGAGCAAUUAAGUUCACUGAAGUAUCUUUCUCCUUUCAUUUGAUCCCAUCACCGUAUGGGACUGAUUCAGAUUCAUCUUUUUCGAGCUAAUAUUUUUGACUUACAUUUGAAAAGUAAUGAUGUAAAUAAAGACUACCCUUUUG